Messenger RNA from Notolabrus celidotus (New Zealand spotty), 674 nucleotides. Its product is annotated as gamma-crystallin 2-like. Gene Ontology annotation, molecular function: structural constituent of eye lens. The transcript is spliced from 3 exons. The record is from RefSeq and is a predicted model, not a curated record. Bases 134 to 655 code for a protein of 173 amino acids. Gene Ontology annotation, biological process: lens development in camera-type eye; visual perception. Lineage: Eukaryota; Metazoa; Chordata; Actinopteri; Labriformes; Labridae.
GUUGGACACACUGUUGUGUAGAAAGAGCUGACGAGCUCAGUCUUUGUUGCGAUCACAAAGACGCGGGUCAUCUGAGGGUUAUAAAUGGAGUGUGGAGCUCACAGCUGCAGUGUGACCACGCUCAGCAGACACAAUGGGGAAGAUCACCUUCUACGAGGACAGGAACUUUCAGGGUCGCACCUAUGAGUGCAGCGGUGAGUGCUCUGACCUGCACUCUCACUUCAGCCGCUGUAACUCCAUCAAGGUGGACAGUGGGAACUGGAUGGUCUAUGAGAGACCAAACUACAUGGGGUACCAGUACUACCUGAGGAGGGGGGAGUACUCAGACUACCAGCGCUGGAUGGGAUUCAACGACUGCGUGCGGUCCUGCAAGAUGAUCCCUUCGCAUCAAGGAUCCCACAGGAUGAUGAUCUACGAGCGCCCAGAGCUCGGAGGACAGAUGAUGGAGCUGACCGACGACUGCCCUUCUCUGAACGAGCGCUUCCAUAACAGCGACAUCAACUCCUGCAACGUGAUGGAUGGAAACUGGAUCCUUUACGAGCACCCUCACUACAGGGGACGGCAGUAUCUGCUGCAUCCUGGUCAGUACAGGAGGUUCAACGAGUGGGGAGGCAACAGUCCCAGAGUGGGAUCCAUCAAACGUAUCUCUAUGUGAGAGGUGUUCUGUCAAUAAA